AGCCCUGCCAGAGCGACUGGGUUUUCAGUCGAAGCUGUGCACCCUAACCGAACGGACGCCUUCCAUUUCGGCGACGCCCGACUAACUACUAGACAAGUUUCACGUCUGCGCCCUGCUACUACUGUAGAUUCUGCCGCUGUGUCGAAUCGAGCCGUCGCGACGAUGGUGGCCCACCACAGGUCAUCAGAGAGCACCAGCAGCGGCAGGGGGCGUACUACUACUACUACUACUACUACCAGUGUCACCAUUUUCCUGAUCCUCACCUGUGGAGCGAUGGUGGCAGAGUCGAAUCCUGACGCCAAACGGCUCUACGACGACCUCCUCUCAAACUACAAUAAACUGGUGCGGCCGGUUGCCAACGUCAGCGACGCCCUGACGGUCAAAAUCAAACUCAAACUCUCGCAACUCAUCGAUGUGAAUUUGAAAAAUCAAAUCAUGACGACCAAUCUGUGGGUGGAGCAGUAUUGGUACGACUACAAGUUGCAAUGGAAUCCGGCGGAUUACGGAGGCGUCGACAUGCUCAACAUCCCGUCGGAGAACAUUUGGCGUCCGGAUAUCGUCCUUUACAACAAUGCCGACGGCAACUUUGAGGUGACGCUGUCGACCAAAGCCACCAUGUACCACAGCGGGUUGAUUGAGUGGAAGCCGCCGGCCAUUUACAAAUCGAGUUGCGAGAUCGAUGUCGAGUAUUUCCCGUUCGACGAACAGACGUGCGUGCUCAAGUUCGGCAGUUGGACAUACGACGGUUUCCAGGUGGAUCUGCGCCAUUUGGAGGAGAAAUUCGGGUCGACGGUGGUGGAGAUGGGCGUCGAUUUGAGCGAGUUCUACAUGUCGGUCGAAUGGGACAUCCUGGCCGUGCCGGCCACACGCAACAUGAAAUUCUAUACGUGCUGCGACGAGCCCUAUUUAGACAUCACGUUCAACAUCACCAUGAGGCGAAAGACCCUGUUCUACACCGUCAAUCUCAUCAUCCCUUGCAUCGGCAUCACAUUUCUUACCGUCCUCGUCUUUUAUUUGCCAUCCGAUUCCGGCGAGAAGGUGAGCUUGGCCAUAUCGAUCCUCCUGUCAUUGACCGUGUUCUUCCUCCUGCUGGCCGAGAUUAUUCCGCCCACCAGUUUGGUGGUGCCUCUCCUGGGCAAGUUCGUCCUCUUCACCAUGAUCCUCGACACGUUUAGCAUCUGCGUGACUGUCGUCGUGCUGAACGUGCACUUUCGCUCGCCGCAGACGCACACAAUGUCGCCGUGGGUGCGCCGGGUGUUCAUCCACAUUUUGCCGAGGUUACUGAUCAUGCGCCGCCCGCUCUACGCCAAAUUCAGCUCCAAUCCGCGGAUGAAUUCGCUCAUUUACCGGUCGUGCCACAAUGGCAUCAUCGAGUCGGGCGACUACUGGAACCAGCAGGGACUCGAGCACCACAGCUGCACUCGCUCCUCCACCGAAUUGUUCGAUUCGACGGCCGAUUUGAACGCGUCACGCUCGACAAAGGACGAAAUCUUUUCCAGAGAUAUCGCCAGUUCCAUGUUCAACGGUCCGUGUCAGCUUCACGGCAGCGCCGGCUUUCUAUCGGCGGCGGUGACGGCGGCGGAUGCUGACGACGCGCUCCUUACGCCCACUGGCUCCUCAUCGCGCUAUGUCAAUUCGGGCGUCAUCACUACCGGAAUGCCGGCUGCCGCUGCACCUCCUCCUACCACCACCACCACGACGACUACUACUACCGCUGCUGCUGCUGCUGCUGCUGCCCACACAACUGCUGGCCAACAACAUCCGCACGGGCUGCGGCCGAGAUCAUCGGCAGCCGGAGCGGCAUCGGUCCCGCCCUGUCUGUCGGAUCUGCCGCAACCAUGCUCGGCCGAUCGCUGUCUGAUGAGCCCUGGACUGACUUGUCCCGACGUCUACAUGGCACUGGAAGGAGUCCAGUUUUUGGCUGAGCACACGCGUCGGGAGCAAUACACCAUUAGGGUCCGAGAGGAUUGGAAGUACGUGGCCAUGGUCCUGGAUCGGCUCUUCUUGUGGAUUUUCACGACGGCCGUCCUACUGGGCACGGCGGCCAUUAUCCUACAAGCGCCCACUUUGUACGACGAUCGCAUUCCGAUCGAUAUCAGACUGUCGGAAAUCGCUGCCGGAGCGCUGGGCAAAGGAGCCGCUACGGCCGCCGCUAGUCCGCCGUCUGCCGUCUGAAAUUCAUUUUUUUCUUUACUUUCCAAUUUUUUUGGUUUUCGGGAAUUUUCUUCCAUUUCUUUCUGCUCCUUACUCCCAAUUCAACCGUUUGUUUCAUCGACAUUGUUCAGACUUUGACUCCCGACAUGAGAACGUCUGAUAUGCCCCACCCCGGUUGUGGUGCAUAUUACCAGGCGGCAGUCACGUUAUUAAUUAUUGAGCAAUUCAAAUCAUCUCCCGCGACCAACCUCUCCCCCACCGAUGUCAAUCCCAUCACACCGUCCCUGGUUUUUCUUACCUCCUCCCUUUGAUCACGUCCUAAUUGUCAUUUGCGUGUACAUAGAUAUUAAGCUGUUAGCUCAUCAGUCAUCGUUACCAAUCUCUUGACGAUUGUUUUUAGAAAAUUUAUCCUCGGAAGACAAAAAAUAAAA
Daphnia pulicaria is the source of this 2585-nucleotide messenger RNA. Its product is annotated as acetylcholine receptor subunit alpha-like. Gene Ontology annotation, molecular function: acetylcholine-gated monoatomic cation-selective channel activity; transmembrane signaling receptor activity. Lineage: Eukaryota; Metazoa; Arthropoda; Branchiopoda; Diplostraca; Daphniidae. The coding region runs from base 163 to 2175 and encodes 670 amino acids. The transcript is spliced from 11 exons. Gene Ontology annotation, biological process: chemical synaptic transmission; regulation of membrane potential; nervous system process. The record is from RefSeq and is a predicted model, not a curated record. Gene Ontology annotation, cellular component: neuron projection; synapse; postsynaptic membrane.